AUGAUGUCAUGGUUCCGUGAGUUAUCCCAACUAAUUCCUCUCCAGAUUCUAAAGUUUCAGACUUCACCAAGUGUCUAGUCGUAAUAACGGUAAUUUCAAAUAUGCAAUGGCCAAUCUUAAAAAAAUGAUAAUUGGUUCGAACAUGACGAUCAUAGCUUGUGGUCAGGUUUUUCAGAAAAUUCUGGUCCACAAAAAUUAUUCGAUUAUCUAAAUUGGGAAUCAGUAAAAUUUAGUGAAUCCCUCGAUGAAAAACCGCAAUAUAAAACAUUAUCCAAACAAACUUGGGAUACUGAAUUAACAAUUCGACUUCGAAGUCAGAUGGGAUUUCAAAUGACAAGAAAGAUUGCGAUAAAAUUAACAAUGCCUAGAUUCUCCAAACCAACAUUGAAACCCACAAUUCGAAAAAUGAAACCAAUCAUUUUUAAUAGGUUUGAAAUCACUGGAGGUUGUGUGGGUUCGGAAAGUUUUGAUAAAUCUAUGAUAACUAAUGAAUGGGAACCGAAAAUUAGAAAAUUAUCGAAAUCAGCUCAAGAAUUUAUGAAAGAAGUUAUCGAAUCGAUUCCAUUUUCUGAUUUUAUCAAUUUAUUUGAUUUGAAGAGUGUGAUUAUUAAUGAAAAACAACUUCGAUUAAACAAAUGUGAGUCUGAAAACCCUAGUGAUUUAAUUAUAUUCUUAUUAGAUGAAUUCGCUGAUUAUUUGGAAUCAUUUUUCAAUCGAUACCAACAUCGAUCUGAUCUGAAAAGCCUUCAACUAACAACAGAAGAAUCUCGAAAAAAUUAUGAAUCAAAAGUUGAAACAAAAAUCAUAACUGAAAGUGUGGAUCAUAUGGUUUUUCAAACAUCUCAAAUUUUCGAGAAACAGAGAGAUGAAUCGAAAAAGGUGAUUUGGCAUUAUCUAAUUGAAGUUUCCUGUGAAGCAUCGGGAUCUGCGAGGAUUUGGAAAAUUCGAAGAAUGCAUUUUAGACCAUCUUAUGAGUUUAUUAAAAACAAACAAAAAACUGUGGAAAUAAUGACAGAUGAUAUUGACUUUUUGUUGAAAGAGUGGGUUUUUGGAAGCAAUUAGACCUUUGGUGCAGGCCUGAUCGGAAUCGGAAUGUCGGAGUUCCGAAAUUCCGAAACCGACAGGUUUUUCGGAAUGAGACAAACGUGUCUCGGAAUCGGAAUCUAUUUUCUCGGAAUCGGAAUCAUUCCGAUGUUACUUCCGAAACUUUUUGGAAUUUCGGAAUGUGUUUCUCUUCCGAAUUUCGGAAUUUUUCUACCGCAUUUCGGAAUUUUUCGGAAUGUUUGAGCUGAAAUUAGUGAAAAAUUCAACAAAAAAUGGAAAAGUUGAUGAAUUUUACCUGUCAUUUUCAGAAAAUCUCUUUUUUUCUUGUGAUUCUCGAAAAAUGUAACUUUUGAAGACAAUUUUUUUAAGUUUUAUAUCAUUCCGAAACAUUCCGAAAAAUUCCGAAAUUCCGAGGUAAAAAUGUCGGAAUAGAGGUUCGGAAUUCGGAAUUACGAUCUGACUACUCGGAACGAGUGUGCUCAUUCCGAACCUUCCGACAAGGUCCAUUCCGAUCAGGCCUGCUUUGGUGUAAAAUACUUUUAUUCAGAUUCGAACAUGCGACCAAUGGCAAUCAAUUGAAAAUGAAACCAGCUUACUAUAUUCGAAGAUUUUCAAAUAAGAUCCGCUUCGAAUCACCAGAAUUGACACCAAAGCUUUCAAAUGGCGCCGAUCUUUUUCCCAGUUAUUUUGAAGCUCCUCCAUCUUUAAGAGUAAUGUCUUCUGAGAAUUAUUAUCAAUCCGAAUUCUAAUUUUUACAGCUCGAAAACUGCAAAACAAAAAUGAAUGACAACGACAAAACAUACAUUGUCCAUUUUGGUUGUGAGCACAUUUAUUCAGAUUCACGUGGAUGUGGGAAAGAUCUCAGAAGAAAUAUAAGUUUCGAACUUCGUGGAGAAGCGGUAAGGACUUACAAUUAGGUAUUGAAUCAGGAUAAAUAAGUUUUCUAGGAUCCGAAACUAGAUAUUGUCAAUAUUCAUAAGAUUUUGGUGAAGGAUCGGAUAAAAGUUUGUGAGAAUGUACAUAAGAUUGAUUUGAAAUAAUCUAAUUUUUAUAGUAUGUUGGACCUGAACUUACAGGGAUGGAACUUAUUACUCAUGUCUUCAUGGAAAAUACGGCAAAAUUGUAGGUUAUAAUAUAUAAAAUCAACAUUUCCUAACUAUGGUUUUCAGAUUAAUUGGACAGUCAAGUUUGGAAUAUGCAAACUGGGAAGAUAAUCUGAAGCAAAUUAUAGAUCCGAUUGUUCCAUACAAUUUUGAAUUUGAAAUUUGUGGUAAAACUAAAAUUGAUGAACACGGGUUAGAGAAGUUCAAGCUUAAUCUAAAGCGAAAAAGAAGACAGAAUCGAUUGAUGAAAUUUGAUGCAACAAUUAUUUUGAGAAAAUUAGAAAGGAAGUUAUUGUUCAGUGUGCAUUUCACAUCAAUCAAUAAUUUGGGAUUUUAUGUGAAAGAAGAAUAUUGGUUUGAAGCUGAAAGACUUGUUCUUACAGGAGAUUGGAGAAUUAUCAAAGUUCAAGUUAAAGAUUAUUGUAUUGAUGAUGAAAAAAAGUUCAACAAGAAUUUAAUUUUACCUUUCAAUAGUUCGACGAUUUCUCGACCAGAAUCUAAUAAUAAAAUUGACGAGUUUAUGAAGAAAUUCAAGUGAGUUUUCAAGUGAGUUACACAAAUUUUCAAGUUAGCAUAAAACAUUAAAGACUACCGCAUAUUGAACAAUCUGAAAAUGUCAACGAUUUGUAUUCUCGUGAUUUUCAAGGGAUUAUUGAAACAAAUCCAAAUAUCAGCGAGGUUUAUGAUUUUGAGGAUUUCAAAAUUUAUAUGAGAAACUUUGCAGAAGGCAACAAAUUGAAACAUUUUAAAGUAGGAAUUUUGUUAACUCAAUAAUCAUAAUUUUUACUUGAAAAUUCAAUUACAGAAAGCUGUAAUCAUAACAAAUGAGCCAGAUCAUUUUGUUUUAAAAAUCAAAAUGAUUUGCGAUCAAUUAAUCUUGGAUCAAAAUCAGAAUUCGAAUGAUGAAUGGACAUUUUUGAUUUCGGUUAAGUUAUCUGAAAAACAUUGGAAAGUGACACGACUUGUGAUGACACCACCAAUCAAUCUACUUGGAAAUGACAUUCUGAAACACCGCUCUGAACUGCAUUUCAUUUUGUCGACACUUAACAAGUGAGUGAAGCGAAUGAGUGAUUUGAGAAAAUAAAAAAAAUUCAGUUAUGAUCGGAUUGCUAACAAUUUUCGAAAUAUGACUGAGAUGUGGGAGCCAAAGAAAAUCGAAAAAUGCGACCAAACUGCUACAUUUUAUGACACAUAUACAGAUUACAUCGAAUUCAAAAAACGAUUCGUAGGAUUUCUGCUCAUGGCAGAUACAAAACCACCAGUAAAAUCAAAAUUGGAUAUGCCAAUGUCCUAUGUGAAUCCAUUAGUUUUCGGAAUAAAAUACACUUAUAAAGUGUCAGGGAUUACAAAGUUCAUUGAUGUUAUAAGCCAUACUGAAUACGUAUGAACUCAGAUUGUUUUUUUUUAAAUGUAGUGAGAAUUAUUUUCAGAAUUACAAGCAUGGACAUCAUCACAUUUCGAAAACCGAGUUAAAAUGUCCAGAGAUUUCAAAUGACUGA
Molecule: messenger RNA, 3646 nt
Organism: Caenorhabditis angaria
Lineage: Eukaryota; Metazoa; Nematoda; Chromadorea; Rhabditida; Rhabditidae
Source: the annotation of a GenBank genome assembly